CAAUAUCCAUGGCCACCAUCUUUAACAGCGGUCUCCCCUUCCCGAGGAAUCCUUCUAUGGAGAGAUGUGGAGUGAGCUUUACAGGUAUUGGCGAUGGUUGUGUCGUGAGCAUGGAACUUGACAACGGCACUGCCGCCAAGCUCAUGCUCCCAACUGGUUUGGUCACUUCAUUCAAGCCUCAGAUGUGGCACGGCGCCACAAUGGAGCUGCUGCACACCUCCGUCUCUCAGACCCAAGAUGCCGUUGUGCCUCUCAUUCGAGGAGGCUUCUCGUUAGGCCUCGCCUGUCAGAAUGAUGAUGGGUUUUCAUGGUCUCCACAUGCCUGGGAACUUCAUCAAGUUACUGGAACUCCCCAAGAAUCAAUUCAGGUGGAGUUGAGGAGCACAAGUGAGCAAGGCGAUGUUGGAAUAAAGCAUGUCAUAACUCUUGAAAAGGAUAGCUUCAACUCACAGAUUCUGGUCUCCAACUCAACCACUUCAUCUAUCCGGCUAGCCGGAUCAGCCGUAUGCCAUCUGGCAGUGAGCACACCCGAUGCAACUUACGCACUAGGACUACAAGGCUCCGAUUACUUUGUCAGCCCACCAUUUCAUGGAAAUUUCAGCAUUAUCCCUCCCAGGACUACUGACCAGUAUCCUAAUAAGUUGUGGCCAUUCAACAAACUAUUUCCCAAACGGGAGGAUGAUGACAUCAACGGGCAAGUGGAGUCGGGUGAAGAAGAAGAUGACUACAAGCACUUGACCGAAACAUUAAGCAGGAUUUAUACAAGCGCCCCUCGGAGUUUGACCAUCAUGGACCGUGGAAGGAGAAAUUCAGUGACGGUGAGAAGACAAGGGUUUAAAGAACUGUACAUAAUGAGCCCUGGAUCAGAACAUGAGUGGUAUAGCAAGUACUCAUACAUCUGCAUCGGCCAUGCCGCGCAGCUUGAACCAGUAAUCAUAGAUGCUCAAAGCGAAUGGAGUGGAGGGGUGCAAUUGUUCAAUCCUAAUUACUAAAUUGGGAUUUUAGUGCUAUUUCACAUUUUUGUAUGAUGAUAUAAUCCAAACAUCCAAGUCACUAUACAGUUUCGUAGAAACUGUCAAUUAUUCAUCAAGCAUAUUCCAGUUGAUACAUAAACAUUUGGCUCACUUACAUUCUCAAGUGAGUUUCUGAAUCAGAUUUCUACAGUUUUGAAA
Messenger RNA from Salvia miltiorrhiza (redroot sage), 1172 nucleotides. RefSeq names its product protein NDH-DEPENDENT CYCLIC ELECTRON FLOW 5. Gene Ontology annotation, biological process: carbohydrate metabolic process. The coding region runs from base 9 to 992 and encodes 327 amino acids. Lineage: Eukaryota; Viridiplantae; Streptophyta; Magnoliopsida; Lamiales; Lamiaceae. The record is from RefSeq and is a predicted model, not a curated record. The transcript has 3 exons. Gene Ontology annotation, molecular function: catalytic activity; carbohydrate binding.